CGUCACGAUGGAUUGCCUUGACCUUGUCCGCAAACGCCUCGGACCUCUCUACUUUCUAGGCAGCGUCGCACUGAGCCUCCUCGCCUUGUCGGUCAUGCAGCCGUACCUCGAGAACGACUAUCUCUGGCCGAGCUUUGCGAGCAGCCUCGUCCCGACCGCGCUCGUACAGGCGUUCAACACGCAGCUAUCGCUCAUGGCCGCCAACGCAACGUUUGAUCUCCUCGAUCCCUCCAUGACUGUGCUGCUCCCAUCGAGAGACGUUCUUAGCGUCGGGCCCGCCUACGCCCGCCGCAUCGUUCACGAAGAGCUCACGGCGCCCGCUCACGCCAUUGCGAGUCUCCGGUCGUACGACGUGGCGGGCCUCACGUAUCUCAUGAGUGGGUACUGCUGGGCCGACUUGCGACAGCGCUACAGCCUCGCACACACAUCAUUGCGCGAAACGCGCUGCGCUUCACACUAUGCGAAGAACGGGGCCGUGUACCUCGAAGCCGUGCUGCGCAACGUCAACUUUGCCGUCUGGUACGAUGCGUUUGGGAGCCAGUUUGACAUGUACAUUGCGCGGCCGAUUCAGAGUGACUUCAAUGACGGUCGUGCGUGGGUUGUCUCGCUGCACGCGCACGCGCCACUCGCGAUCCCAGACGAAGUGGCUGUCUGGGCGUCGCACCAGAUUUCGAUCUUUCAACUCCAGUAUGCCAACCGCGUCCAGACUGGGCUGCUCGAGACCAUUGGCAUUGGCAACGCAUUGGGCCAAUCCCCGCGCUUGUCGUUGAAGGCGGUCCCAAGCGUCCGCCGAGGCUCGUUCUGGACGACCAUCUACCUCUUUGCCGGUCUCCAGACAGAUUUCGCGUCGCUGCAGCCCAACCAGAGUCUCGUGCGCAACACGUCCGAGUUCUUCGGUCACUCGAAUCCCAACCAACUCGAAGAAUACAACAACGGGGUGCCCCUCAACCUCAUCAGCAGCGUGCUCCACGCCGAGCUUGGGCAGCUCACAUCAAUCGACGUCAUGUGGCUGCCUGUGCCACCGCCGCUGCGCAUCGCCGUACAAAGCUUUCACACCGCCGUUCAAUCGGCCGUCGCUUCAAACCCAGCCUUUCCCGCCCUUCUCGCGGCCAUGUCGACAGUUACGGUCACUCUGACCCCCGAGUUGUGGCAAGGACCAAACUACCGCUUCUACGGCGGCAGCCCUUUAUGUUCGUUUGGCGCCCCGCUCGCCAUCGCCCAAGAAUCGUUUGGAUUUGACGACGUCUGCGCGGCGCAGCGACCACUGGCGCUGACGCUAACGCCGCUCGCGAGUCUCUUUGGCAUGGCCCUGACGCCAACAUCGCAUGGCCCGUCUAUGUGCCACCAAGUUGCACCGACAGAAAAGACCAUGUGCUUGAGUGCGUUCACAGCCACGGUUGCGGCGCUGGCCGAGCUCAAGUACGCGAUGCAACCAACGCGAUUCGCCUCGUCUCUGAGUCUCAUGCAGUUUGUCAGUAUCAAUGGCAGUCACCCGACUAUCGAGGUGCUGCCGCUGCUCGACCCUUCGUUUGCUUACUUUGGUGGCAUAUACCUCUACGACUGGGUCCACGAUGACCGGGAAGCCGUCUCGUUUCAAGGCGAUGCGACGACGUUAACCCUCAUCUCCAAGCAGUACACCCGCCUCGAGCUGUCGCCGACAGUGAUCUCCACCGACUUGAGCGCCUACCUCUAUCGCUGUGCUGCCAUCACGACCGUCGGUGUCCUCGUUGUCGCCGCCGUGCUUCUCGUACUUGGUCUCUACCAUCGCGCGCAGCAUGCCGAGUGGUUUUAUUUGAAUCGGCUCUUGGGGCCUGUCUGGCUGAGCCGGAGCAUCCUCGCGGGCCGCAGCAUCGCCGCGACGAUUGCAUUGGCGACGACCGACGUCUUCGUCGUUCAGAGCCAUUUGCAGAGGACGCUGCGCGCCGACACCAAGCCGCUCCUUACGACGAGCCUUCUCGCGGGCGAAGUGCUCUGGCUCACGUAUUUGGCCCACGACAUUUUGCACCCGGUGCUACAAAAGAAGACACAUCAGUACGCGUCCCCUCGCCCCCUUCCGUUUCGCUCGAGCUUGGCCCGCGAGUGCUUUGCCGUCAACGUGGAUGAAAUGGUCUACUGCAACAGCGGCACGGUCGACAUUGGCACCUUUCAGCGAACUCUGCUGCUCGUCCUCUUGACGAUCGGCGUGGUCGCGAUUGGUGCGCUUCUCGCGCUGUGCUCGCGAUCCACAAAACUUCCCGUCGUGCCCCUGGGCAUGCCCAGUCCCGGUGCGCGCGCCAUACCGUCGCUCAUUCUGCCCGUGGCCGCCGUGGCAUUUCUCCACGAGCGCCAGCCCAACCACGCGUACAUCGCGCUGGACGCCCUCACGUCGGCGUGCUGCGGGCUCUUCCAUUUCAGGUUUCGAGGCCACAUGUAUCUUUUCGACACAAAAUCUUGGCUCCUCGUGCCCGCCGCGUCCUUUGGCUUUGAGACGCCGGGGCUGCACCGGCAAGCAACGACGACGACGCUCGUCCUGCCGCAUGUACAGCCAUCUACACCGCCGAUGCCGCAGACGCCGCCGGCGCGCUCGCAGUCCUGGUUUGCCCGCACGUAUCAGAAAAUCCGGCGCUGCAUGGGCGUGCCAAGUCUUCUCCUCUCGCUCUUUAGCAACGUAGCGUACUUGGGCGUCGCGCAGUCGAAUCUCGCCAACGACUAUAGUUGGUCUGGCUUCAACGCUACGGGCACGUACACCUUUCUGGGCAAUCUCUUCAACCGACGGCUCUUGACGCAGACGCUGGAUACGGGGUUUGCGCUCGAUGACCCAGCGUUGGCCGACGUCUCGCGGCUCUACAACCUCAGCGUUGGCGCGAUUAGCGUCACGGGCCACGCCGCCAGGCGGCAGCUCUUCUCGCCGGACGUGGCUUUGGAAGACGUUGUCGCCAACCUCCGACGCAUGGACGCAUGUCGUUUGCCGUGGAUGUUUACGCAAUACUGCUUUGUCGACCUCCGUCGGCGCUGGUCACUCGCGAGUUCGGCGGCGCGGGAAGCGCGGUGCGGAACGCAGUCGUACGUGUCGAAUGGCGCCGUCUACUUUGAGACGAGCCUCGGCAACGUCCCGAGCUACGCCGACUGGACGAGAUGCUGGGGCACGCCGUUCGAGAUGGGCAUUGCGAGUGCGCUGGCCACGUCGAUCGAUGGCCGGCAGUGGCUCAGCGAGAUUCAAAGCAAUGCGCGGAGCUGCGUCGACGAAGCAGUGUACUGGCGCCAAGCGGGCGUCUCGGGCUUCUCUCUGCAGUGGCAAAACUUCAAGACGACGGGCUUCUCAGACGCGUUCUACAUUGAGAAUGCGCUGGGGCUGCAGUACUCGCUACCACUGAGCAGCACGCCAGGCGCCUACCACCUCACGCAGCAAAACUCAAUGCGCAUGUACUGGAGCUUGGCCAGCGAUCUCUGGGCCAUCGCCACUAACGCGACGCUUCUUGGGAGCGCCAGCCUCGUGCGCCAGAGUCCUCGCUUCGCCUACGCCAACACGACGCCAAUUGCGGUGCUGUUCCAGAACCUCACGCUUGUGCCGCCAUUGAACGCAGGCCUCGUGAGCUUGGAAACAUCCCUCGGGCCGUUUGGCAACGUCGACAUGGUCUAUGUACCCGUGCCGGCGUCGCUCUCAGCGUUGUACGCCAACUUCACCGCCAGCCUCGCGCGUCUCUUGCUCGCCAACACAGACGCCGCGGCGUUGUUUGCGGAUCUCCCCGCACGACCCUACAUCAUCGAAGUGCCGGGGAGUCUUCUCUCGCAAAGCAACGAGCUCAUGUCCAUGGGGGGCCGUCUCAUGUGCGGCAAUGACGCGCCGCCGUAUCCGUUCAUGUACGGGAUUGCGACGCUCUUUGGUACCUCGAGCAUGUGCUACGCCUUGUUUCCUGAAUAUAUGCAGCCGACAACAUCGCAGCUUCUCUUUGCCCUGCUGGGCUACCGCGCGUCGAUCCAAGUGCCCGACGUGGAUGCGAUCUGCAGCCUCGACACCGGUGCCACGGCGUCGUGCGCGAGGGAGUAUACCGCAACCUUGACGUUUCUGGACGCCUAUCAUGGCGCUUUGGCCCCGCUUCACGUUGCCGCCACACGUGUGCACGAUAUUGUCUAUGACCAAAACGUCUCGCUGGUCCAGUACCUCCUGAAUACCACAUCGAGCAGUGUCUUUCUAUAUACCAUCAACAUUCUCGCGCCCGAAGUCGCUUGGCCGUACUACGGCUGGUGCUUCCUUUACGAAUGGGCGACUGGCGUCCGCGAAGUGGUCAGCUACGAGGGUGACGUCGGCCGCAUCACGGCCAUCUCGGCCCCGUUGCCGUUCGACUCGAUCUCGCCGAGCCCGGACGCGAUUGCGCGCAGUCUAUCACUCGUGUGCCAAGGGUGCGUCCAGUACAUUACGGUGGUCCUCAUUGCCGUUGCGUCUGGUGCAAUUUUGACGGCGCUUUGGCACCGCGGGCGCGUCGAGACGGUCAAUUUAAUGGUGCUCACGCGUCUUGGGGGGUUGGUCUGGAUCGGGCGGCCAUUUCUGCUCCUCCGCAGUCUCACGGCUGUGUGGCUCUUGAACACGAGCCCCCUAUUUCUGGUGCAGACGCACGGGUACCUCACACGGUUCGAAUCGCCGCCUUUGGUUUGGUACAACACCGUCCUCGCCGCGUCCGAGCUAACGUGGAGUGUUUUCAUCCUUAACGACGUCUUCAGCUGCGUCACGCAAGAGUACACGGUGCUCUACUCGUCCCACAGCACCAACGCCGCGUGGCUCGCAGCGAUCCUCUGGACCUUCCAGUGGCCCCAACAGCACGUAGCGCGUCUGCACCGGUCCUGCAUUGCGGUCGACAUGGAUUUCGCCAUCGACUGCCAUAGCGGCAGCGUCGAGAUCGGCAAUGUCAACCGGGUGUUUGUCGGCUACGGUAUUGGAGCGAUCGCUGCCUUGGUCUGCUAUGCGGUUGCCCGGCUGGUGCACCGACCCGUCGUACCGAGCCGUGCGACGUCGCUCCUCUUGAAUGCCCAGUGCAUGUUCAUGCUCCGAAUGGCGCACCACGACGGUGGCGUGUUUUUAGACAAAAUGUCGGCGCUGAUUGCCGGCGUCUUGACGUGGGAACGCAAUGGCGUGUUACAUCUCUUGGACGUCAAAACGUGGCGGUACCUCUGCGUGAAGCGUGACGGAAAACACGCCACCUUGCCCGCACGCGUGCGCGGAGCAAUUCCGCUCUCGAGUGUCUAA
This is a messenger RNA of Saprolegnia parasitica CBS 223.65, 5221 nucleotides long. RefSeq lists its product as hypothetical. The record is from RefSeq and is a predicted model, not a curated record. The transcript is spliced from 2 exons. NCBI's taxonomy places the organism in Eukaryota, Oomycota, Saprolegniomycetes, Saprolegniales, Saprolegniaceae. Bases 8 to 5221 code for a protein of 1737 amino acids.